This is a messenger RNA of Pelmatolapia mariae (spotted tilapia), 1851 nucleotides long. RefSeq lists its product as uncharacterized. NCBI's taxonomy places the organism in Eukaryota, Metazoa, Chordata, Actinopteri, Cichliformes, Cichlidae. Bases 50 to 1021 code for a protein of 323 amino acids. The transcript has 6 exons. The record is from RefSeq and is a predicted model, not a curated record.
CGGAGCGAGUCAGACAGAGGAGAGCUUAAGUUUGAUCAGUUAUGUACUGAUGAACACAACAAUGGACAUAAGGAGCUUCUUUCAAAGAAAAAAACUCAGCUGUAUAUUUGUUGAUGUUGGUGUUGAUGGUGGCUUGAUUGUCAGCACAAAGAGGGAGAGAGAGGAGAAUGAGGACAGAACAGAGAUGGAACAAGAGCAGCAACUGCUGACAAGUAUCCCCAGGUGUGAUCCUUCAUUGUGGCCAGGUGAUGAUGCUGAACUGUUAGCUGCAUCCCAGUCUGUGGAAGAUUCACUGAAGUCCCAACACUCCUUGUCUGCAAGUCAACCUCUAAAGCAACAGCUGACAAGCAGAGGUGCUUCCUCCUCCCAGACGUCUGGAACACAGGAGAACUCAGCUCCCCUGUCAGAGGAGUUUGAGACCACUGUACAGUCACAUCAAAAUAAAGCUACCGUGCAGCCCAAACAUCGUGAGUCCACAGAGGCUGCCGUACGGUCCAAAAAACUUGACACCAUUGGACUCACUGAGUCAUCUGCAUCCCAGGGUCAUGAUCAUAUAACACAAUUACCGUUGAGUCAUUCACCUGUGGAGCUAGAGGGAUGGGUGCGUCUCUGGGAAAAUCCUAAUGGUAUCCCAUCUGCUGACAUUUCCUGGCUUAAAGAGGACACUGAAAGAGGGCUGUUCACCCCUUUUCAGACAUACAAGGAUGUUACUUAUCAUUCUGUUAAAUCCAGAUUUGAAUUCAAAAUCCUGCUCCUCACUUACAAGGUCUUAAAUAAUCAGGCCCCAUCUUAUCUUAAUGACCUUGUAGUACCAUAUCACCCUAUUAGAGCACUUCGCUCUCGCUCUGCAGGCCUACUUGUUGUCCCUAGGGUAUUUAAAAGUAGAAUGGGAGGCAGAGCCUUCAGUUUUCAGGCCCCUCUUCUGUGGAACCAGCUUCCAGUUUGGAUUCGGGAGACAGACACUAUCUCUACUUUCAAGAUUAGGCUUAAAACUUUCCUUUUUGCUAAAGCAUAUAGUUAGGGCUGGACCAGGUGACCCUGAAUCCUCCCUUAGUUAUGCUGCAAUAGACGUAGGCUGCCGGGGAUUCCCAUGAUGCAUUGAGUUUUUCCUUUCCAGUCACCUUCUCACUCACUAUGUGUUAAUAGACCUCUCUGCAUCGAAUCAUAUCUGUUAUUAAUCUCUGUCUCUCUUCCACAGCAUGUCUUUAUCCUGUUUUCCUUCUCUCACCCCAACCGGUUGCAGCAGAUGGCCGCCCCUCCUUGAGCCUGGUUCUGCUGGAGGUUUCUUCCUGUUAAAAGGGAGUUUUUCCUUCCCACUGUGGCCAAAGUGCUUGCUCAUAGGGGGCCAUAUGAUAUGAUUGUUGGGUUUUUCUCUGUAUUUAUUAUUGUGCGAUCUAUUGUACAAUAUAAAGCGCCUUGAGGCGACUUUUGUUGUGAUUUGGCGCUAUAUAAAUAAAAUUGAAUUGAAUUGAAGUUACUGGUGUGUUAAAGAGGCGAUGGGUGAUUAAAUUAGAUCGCAUGUGGCCCACCAGAACCUCCUGGCAUUGUAGUUGUUUUUUCCCGUAGUCUUUUACAAUACAAUGAUCAAGACAUUAUACUUUUAUCUUUUUGUACACAAUUGAUCUUUUAAAAAACCUUACAUUACAGUCAGAAUCAAGUUCACUGAUUGAUCGCAGUGCUGUCUUUGUGUUUCACUGUUUCAUUCAUUUUAAUAGUGUUUUGUAUUACAGUAACAGUGAGUUGUGGAAUAACUUAAUGAAUGACUUUGACUUACUGACCUUCUUUCAAUCAGCAUCACUAUAGUCCGAAAGGCACUGACAAAACAUACAAGCAUAAAUAAAUACAAUCUGU